Molecule: messenger RNA, 3802 nt
Organism: Nilaparvata lugens (brown planthopper)
Lineage: Eukaryota; Metazoa; Arthropoda; Insecta; Hemiptera; Delphacidae
Product: FERM, ARHGEF and pleckstrin domain-containing protein 2
Exons: 16
Coding region: 16-2142 (708 amino acids)
Molecular function (GO): guanyl-nucleotide exchange factor activity
Source: RefSeq, a predicted model, not a curated record
CUGUCCUGCGGAUCGAUGAGUCUGGCGGGGACGACGGGGGCGGGGGGACUGCGGGGGGGCCGGGGGGCGGCGGCGGGGGCUUCUCCGAGCCCGACUGUUCGCCGUGCCACUCGGACGAGUCUAGCUGCGAUAGUCACGGCGACAGCAGACGACAUCAGCACUACACCGUCACACAGUCACGCUACAAUUACUGUAACACAAGUUGACGGCGUGACCAAAGAAGUGGGCACAGUGAUGCCAACUGUGCGGACGAACGGAAGUGCACCGCCCACAGUGCAGCCAACUGCGAUGAAGCAGCCAAUCGUGCGCGAGAACAACAAUGUGGUGGUAGCACUGGUCUCUACGCCCAACCACCUUACCAAUGGCCAGUCGCCACCGAUUGGCAAACACACUUCUACUAUCGGUGAGGUGUGUACGUCUCCUGAACUGAGUCCAAUCAAAUCGAACAAAGAAGAAAUCCAGAGGGCAAACAACGAGCAUAAUGUCACUGGUGAAAAUGAAGUCAAGAAGAAGAGAGUGCAAGCGGACAAAGCCUACUUCAUUGCCAAAGAAUUGCUCAUGACUGAACGAACUUACCGCAAAGAUUUGGAAGUUAUCAAUCUCUGGUUCCGCGACGAGAUGAGCAAGGAGGGCGAGGUGGAGGAAGUGGAGGGGGGAGUGGCGGCCCUGUUGAACAUGGUGGAUCCCCUCCACGACGCACACUGCAUCCUACUCAAAGACAUGGAGCUGCGACUCGCCGCAUGGGACUCCAACCCAGGCGUCACCGACAUUUUCGCCAAGAUUGUCCAGUAUUUGCCGUUGUACAAGCAGUAUGUCGAUGAACACCUGGAGGUCCUAGUGCAGCUGGAUUCGCUCUUCAGAACCAAUCCGAAAUUCGAGCAGGUUUACAGAGAGUUCGAAUCCAAAGUCUGCUAUCUGCCUCUCACAGUUUUCGUGCUGAAACCACUGCACAGGUUACUUCACUAUACGCAGCUCAUUGAAAGACUGGUUUUAUACUACGGUAGACACCAUCCUGAGUUCCAGAACUGCGUCAGCAUACAAGAGAAACUGGAUGAAGCAACCGAUCUAAUGAUCAACGUAUUAAGGCAAUCGGAGAACUUUGUGCAGCUGUGUGAGUUGCAGAGAGACAUGACCGGCUUCGAGGGUCUCGCCACCACUCAGCGGCAGUUCAUCAGACAAGGCUGUCUGUCCAAGUUCUCCCAACGCAAGGGCUACCAGCAGAGAAUGUUCUUUUUAAUGUCCGAUGUGCUGCUGUACACGAACAGGUGUGGUCACAUGUUUGUGGUCCAUGGGCAGUUGCCGUUGAGGGCGCUUAUGGUGCAGGAGAGAGCAGAUACACCUAUGACCAACUCUUUUGUUAUUUAUGGAGGAACCAGGGUAUUAACAGUAGCAGCUACCAGUGCAGAGGAGAAACAAAAAUGGCUGGAAGAACUAUCUCAGGCGAUAGCGGACAGCAAACAGAAUGAAGCCAAUGAUUCAAGCAAAAACAACUAUCUUAGUCUCAAGUCUUGCAGUUCGUCGGAUGAGGUGAUGGACAAGUGUGGGCAGAGCAUAGAGGAGGCCAACAGCAAGGUGUCUCCACAGCGCAGCAACACCACGGUGCAUGUCUGCUGGCACCGCAACACCUCCAUCGGCAUCGAGGACCAGCUCAGAGCUGUAGAGAACCAACUUAGCGGCUAUCUUCUGCGAAAGUUCAAGAACAGUAACGGUUGGCAGAAGUUGUGGGUGGUCUUCACCAACUUCUGUCUCUUCUUCUACAAGACUUAUCAGUUGCAGAUUCAAACGGAGCCUCCUCCUUCCUUACCCGGACCAAUCGGAAAGCAGACUCCUAUUCAACAAUUUUUUACAAAAUACGUUAAAAGUGAUGAUUCUCCGUUGGCCAGUCUACCACUGCUGGGCUAUUCCAUAUCCACCCCAAAUGAGAAAGAUGGAAUCCAUAAAGACUACGUGUUCAAGCUGCAAUUCAAGAACCAUGUCUACUUCUUCAGAGCGGAGAGCGAGUAUACUUUCAACAGGUGGAUGGAGGUGAUCAGCAGCGCGACUCAGCACUCGGGUCGAGUUCGCUUCUUCGGCAACAAUCGGCAGUUCGGCAGCGAGCUGGAGGAGGAGGAAGAGGAGGAGGAGGCCGAGAGUGAGGCGUGACAUUCGUCCUCCUCUCCCCCUCGCCACCGCCAUCUUGAGGAGGAGUCCGCCGCCAUCUUGAAUACUCCCACUCUUAGUCGCGGCAAGUCGUUGCGCCGAUUCGGAUCACCGGCUGUAUUGUAACCAACCUUAUUUGAGAUUAUUCAGAUAAAGCGGCUUAGCACUAUAGGAAGCUAUGCUGGUCAUGAAGGCCAGUGAAUUUUGGCAAUCUUGGUUGAAAGAAAAGAAUAUAAUCAAAGUCUAAGAAUAGUUUUUCCAUAGGUUGUGAUGCAAAAGAAGAGCAAAGAUAGCCAUAGUUGGUAUUUUGAGCAGGUUUACUCAAAGAACAUAAUUUGCAUUAUUUAAUGAAAGCAACUAGAUCUUUAGAAAUCCCCACUGAUAAUCGCCUGGGCAGCAUCUUUAUCAUCUUCUUCAACAAGCGAUAGCAAAAUUGGUUUCUUCUUUCUAGUUUUAUCUUUGAAAGAUAAUAGAUGGUCAAUUUUUGUUUCAAAAUUUGUAAUUUUUAUGUCGUGGCCACAGGUGGAGUCGGACUCUUCUUCUUCAUUGUCAAGCCACCUAAUCGUUUUCAUGCCUUCGAUAAUAUUUCUAAAGUAUUGAUAAGUUGAUUCCAUUUUUCUGUGAUCACAUUCAUUCCUGACAGGACAUUGCAGAACUCGGUGAAAGAUUCAAACAGAGUUUUGAUAGAUUGCACAUUAUUUGUUGAACUAUCUUUCUGAUCAAUCGAAAGCUUUCUUCAUGUUAUCCAGUUCCACUUCGGUAAGAAUUCUAUUCAACUUUUGAUCCAUCCUUUCGAAUUCUUUGACCAAAUCUUGAGUGACUCUGGCCUGUUCCAUUUCAACGAAAAGUUUUUGCAGUUUCUCAUCACCAUUGGCGCCAUUUCACUAAACUACUGGGGGGGGGGGCAAAAACCAAGAGGUAUGAGGGGGGGGGGAAAUGAAAUAUUCAAAUUUUAGAACAAAUUUCAAAUGUUAUCUUAGAUAACAUUUUCGAUUUUUUAAAUCUAUCAUCUCUUUAGUAGUGUUCUACUAUUGGAUAAUCCUUUUUGCAUUCUAAGAAGUUAUUCAUUUAUUCAGAAACAAAUCUCCACGGAUAUGGUUUGUAAAAUAAAGCAAUAAAACUUCUCAAGCAAUUCAAUAAUAAUGUAAUUUAGAUAUACAUUUAUUUAUUCAAAUAACAAGUAAUAUUUUGUCCUUGUUAAAUGAUUUUUGAUGGUUUAUUCUUGUUUAAUUGAAGGGAAGUAUGCUCUUCCCUAAAGACUGCGUAAAGUAUUAAUUUUAUUCCAUACAAUAUUUAGAUUUUUCCUAUGUGUUUUGAUUGAAUCAAAAUUAUCAUGAAGUUUUCAUAUUAAUAAACUAACAAGAGAUUACUAAAUUAAUUUAUUAAUAAUACUUUAAUUAUCAUAGGCAUCAUUCAUAUUGAUGUGAAUAUUAAUAUUAUUUAUUGAUUUCCAUGUCAGGAAUUCUAAUAACAGUUUUCUAAUGAUAUUACUUUUGUUUUUUUGGUUAAGAUUUUAUUAUCAAUGUUAGACUUGUUGAUAACUUCACAAUAGUUUAGCUAAUUUUACUUGUAGCUAUCAAUUUUUUUUAGAAACUUCAAUCAAGCUCUGAAUUUUGUUAAUUUGAAGAAUAACUCAUUUUUAUUGGAUAUAUUAUCUUCAUUU